Messenger RNA from Rhodofomes roseus, 1049 nucleotides. RefSeq lists its product as uncharacterized. Lineage: Eukaryota; Fungi; Basidiomycota; Agaricomycetes; Polyporales; Fomitopsidaceae. The record is from RefSeq and is a predicted model, not a curated record. The transcript has a single exon. The coding region runs from base 37 to 828 and encodes 263 amino acids.
GUCAACAUUGGUCCGGCUUGGAGCGCUCAUGCCGUGAUGCAUUCACUAGCCUGCUUCAGCCUGCAUCUUCGCCUCUGCCAUGCACCACGGCGCCAACCAAAAGUACUCCCUACCACUAGAGCUACCCUGUCCAUACACCCCAGCACGCUGCUGUAUAUCCCUGUACUCUACCUCUACUCCAGCCUUCUCCCACCGACAAUCCCCCGCCCCGCCCCGGUAUCCAUCACCUCUCCGCUUUCCCCUCGCGCAAGUGGCGCAGCCCAUAUCGUGUGUCGAGUGACGGGAUCCCCCGAGCUUCCAUGCAUGCAGCCGUCCUCUCCGAGCACCCGUCUCCAGGCUCGUCCAGUAUGGAGCCAUCGGUGCCUGUUGCGGUGUUACGCGACGUGCCUCCGCCCUGCCGUAGUGACCCCUGGAGGCGACAGCAGACGGCGUCGUAUGGCAGUGGCACGUCGCCGUCGCCGUCGCCACCUCCAACUGCUGACUGCCCCGUGCCGGCGGGCCUCGCGCUCGGGGGAGUGCGUUGACUUUCCCGUCUGGGCACGCGGGCUGGUGUGUUGCCUGCGUGCAUCCCGCGCUCGGGUUCCGUGCGCGAGACUCGCUAGUCGCCAUGAGACGUGCGACGUGCGAGCGGAUGGCGUGUGGACGUCGGCGGGGCUUGAGCGUGCGGAGAAGCUGACGGCGUCCCGGGGGCUGUUGACGGCGUCGGCGGAGCCGCUAGUGCCUCCCUGUCCUCUUACGGAGUCUUCGCUGCCCUCCCCUUCGGGCUCGGACGUCCCUUUGUCCCAAAACGUGCCCCAGGCACUCCGUAUCUUGCCCUGGUGGUUGUAACAUUAUUGUUGUAUUAUCGUGUAUGAUAGACGUUGUGCAUAGACCUUCUCAUAGACCUUCUCAGCAGAGCCUACGUACGCACGUAUAGCUAUAGUAAUACGCGGUACCGCAUGUAUCCGUCCAAAAGCAGCGCGGCAGCUGUAGACCUACUACUUAUAGACAUUGCAGUACUGGAGCACACUGAACAGAUGGCAGCCGACGUGCCACCCCGUAAGUCAUGG